AUGAGUUCAAACGGUGGUGAUCCACGUACAUAUAAAAAAAUGGAUGAUGAUAGCAAUACUGCUAAUCAUCAAGAUGGAUCAUCAACAUCAAAUAAUCAAAAUAUGGAUAAUAAAAAUAAUUUUACGAGUCCAACAGAUUCAUCAACCUCACGCAAUACUUCCUCAUCGCAUGUAACAAAUACUACUGAUUCAUAUAAUCGAUCAUCAAAUGAUCAUGGUAAAAGAUGCUGA
Molecule: messenger RNA, 231 nt
Organism: Rotaria sordida
Lineage: Eukaryota; Metazoa; Rotifera; Eurotatoria; Philodinida; Philodinidae
Source: the annotation of a GenBank genome assembly